This is a messenger RNA of Strongyloides ratti, 822 nucleotides long. RefSeq lists its product as hypothetical. Gene Ontology annotation, biological process: DNA damage checkpoint signaling. Lineage: Eukaryota; Metazoa; Nematoda; Chromadorea; Rhabditida; Strongyloididae. The record is from RefSeq and is a predicted model, not a curated record. The transcript has 2 exons. The coding region runs from base 1 to 822 and encodes 273 amino acids.
AUGUCUAUUGAAACCAACAACUUUUAUGUUGAAAUUUGUGAUCUUUGUCGAUUAUAUCGCCUUAUUUCACCAUUAGCUGCUACUAAUAUUGAAAUGACAAUUGUUGUAUCAAAUGAUGGUUUACGUUUUGUUACUGAGACAGCAUUACAAUUUCAAACUAUUAUUUAUUAUAAUUCUAAAAAUAUUAAAACAUUAAAAUUUAAUUCUGGGGAUAAUUUUGUAAUUAUCAAAAUACCAACUAGAGAUUUUUUAGAUACCUUAAUGGGUUGUGGACAUAAUAGUAUUGUGGCAAAACUUAUAUACGAUGAAAAAAAAAAUGAAGAUAGUCUUUAUGUUAUAAUAGAUGAAACGAUAACAAAAACUACUUUUACUAUUCCAGCAUCAUCAACAAUCAUAACUACAGUAUUUAAUGAAAGCAAAACAAAUAUAGUUCAAGUAUGUACACUUCUUUCAAAACCGUUAAGUAACAAUAUUCAAUAUGUUUCGGAAUAUGUUGAUAAUGUUAAAUUGGUUUUAUCAUCAGAAGGUAUUUACUUUUUUUCAGAAUGUGAUGGAUGUAAAUUUGAGUGCAAUAUUCUUUUAAAAAGUGAAAAUAUUAUUGAAAUUUCUUCUUGUUUUGUAGAUAUUUAUUGGUAUACUGCAAAUUCACUUAAAAAACUUUUACCAUAUUUAAAUUUAGCUAAAUAUUGUAAAAUAAAAAUAUCUCGUUUUGGUACUUUAGAAUGUAAAGUUGAAUUUAAUGAUUCAAAGUUUUCUGUAAAUACCGUUCAAAUAUGGAUUGCUGGAAUACAUGAUCCUAACAUUGAUAUUAACAAAAAAUAA